This is a messenger RNA of Cotesia congregata, 1245 nucleotides long. NCBI's taxonomy places the organism in Eukaryota, Metazoa, Arthropoda, Insecta, Hymenoptera, Braconidae. The record is from the annotation of a GenBank genome assembly.
AUGUGCACAUCGAAUUUAAAAUUUACUCAGUUUAUUGUUCGGCACCAAAAUUCAUCAGCACUGAAAAAACCGAGUUCAAAAGAGCCAGAAAUAAAAAUUAGCAGAGAAACCAUUGCUAAAUUAGAACGUCUGUCAUUAGUAGAUUUUGGAAACGAAGCAGGAAUAAAAAGGCUUGAAGCUGCUAUUAAAUUUGCUGAGCAAUUAAGAUCGUUGAAAAUAGAUGACUCUAUUAAACCGAUGUACUGUGUUUUGGAGAACGAAAAUCUUCGAUUGAGACACGACAAAGUUACAGACGGUAACACUUUUCUUAAUCUCGACAGAGGAUUUGUAUUUGGACCUCAAGGAAAAUUAUUACGCCGUAAUCUAGAAAAUUUAUGGUUCCAAAGUAACAUUAUUAAACCAUUUUAUAAUGUUUUUCUAACGUCAACUGACAAAGUUUCUGAAACACUUGAAAAUCUUAAGACUCUUGGUAUUGAAGAAAAACCUUUGGGAAUUGCUAUUAUUGAGGAAUCAAAAAACUCAUGGAACACUGAAAUUCUAAAUGCUUACCCGAAGUUAAACUCACACAGAACUGGUAAAGUUACAAUAAUUACAAAUGCAAAUGAAGGUAAGGAGUUGUACCACAAAACACAGCGCGAACGUAAAAUAUGGUGGAGAAAAUUAUCUCGAGAACCAUCAAGAUUUAAAUUCACAGACUCUAAAAAAUUAAGUAAAAAUAAAGAUACCACUGAAAUAACUGUUAAUUUUGAAUUUGGAUCUAUUGUUAUUGAAACAAUAACACAUCAACAAGACAUUAAAAAAUUAAAUAAUCAGAUUGAACUAAACUCAAAUGUCCAUAUAAUUGAGCACAAAACUUCGCUAGACUGGGGUUCCCUUGCGCUGCUCUGUGAUGCAUAUGAUCCAGAGUCACCAGAAAAUCCUAGUCAAUUAAAACUUAAUCCUAAAUUAUCUCCUUACAAAGUCGGUUUUCAUUUACCAUUCACAUGCGAGGAGUCAUCAGAUAUGUCUGAAAAGAAAAGACGAUUUAUGUUGUACUUAAAUAAUUUGUUGAGAUCAAAAGGUAUUGAAACAAUAUUUACAACAAGUUUAAAGGGAAUUAAAAGUUUUCAAGUCCCUUUAAUAAUCACUGUUGAUGAUACGAGUCUUCAAAAUGGUAUCAUUCAAGUAUGGAACCAAUUAACGACAUUAGCUGAAUCAGUUCACAUUACAGAGUUACCUAAAUAUAUUCUAUCACGUUGUAAUUAG